UUCCUCUCUUCACAACUCCACAACCUUCUCUUUCUGUUAUGGCCUCAAAAGCCUUAACCACUGGUUCUCACUCCCGAAAUGGACACCGUUUCUCAGUGUUUGAUGACUCGGAUGAGGAAAAUGGAGACUUCAAUCAGCAGCAACAGAAACACAAUAACCAUGCUUUCUCUUUGGAUGGAAGUGUAUCUAGUAAGGAUUUUGAAGAACAGAAACCAUUCAGCUAUAAUGCGGAUAAAGAGAAAGGAAAGCGAGAAAAAAGAAGUCUUAUGAGCAAUGACAUAGGAGAAGAUGAUUACCUUUUGGAGGAGUCAAGGCAACCGUUAUGGCGCAAAGUCCCAAUAGCUUCGAGCCUAAUCAAUCCAUAUCGUAUAGUCAUAGUCAUGCGUCUUGUUGUCCUAGUUUUCUUCUUCCACUUCCGCAUCACAACUCCGGUUCACGAUGCAUUCGCCUUAUGGAUAAUCUCCGUGGUCUGCGAAAUAUGGCUCUCUUUGUCUUGGAUAGUAGACCAGUUCCCCAAAUGGUUCCCCAUGACUCGCGAAACUUACUUGGAGCGCUUGUCACUGAGAUUCGAGCGCGAAGGGGAGCCGAACCUUUUAGCCUCAGUUGAUGUCUUUGUUACCACUGCAGACCCUUUGAAGGAACCGCCUAUUAUAACAGCAAACACAGUUCUAUCAAUCUUGUCUGUUGAUUAUCCUGUUGACAAAGUUAGCUGCUAUGUCUCCGAUGACAGUGCAUCUAUGCUUCUCUUCGAUACUUUGUCACAAACUUCUCAGUUUGCAAGAAUAUGGAUUCCAUUUUGUAAGAAGUAUAACAUUGAGCCAAGGGCACCCGAGUCUUAUUUUUCUCAUAAAGUUGAUUACUUGAAAGACAAGGUACAUCCAUCAUUUGUAAAGGAUCGCAGGGCUAUGAAGAGAGAGUAUGAAGAAUUCAAGGUGAAAAUUAAUGUACUUGUUGCAAAGUCUCAGAAAAAACCAGAAGAAGGGUGGGUGGUGCAAGAUGGUACUCCAUGGCCUGGGAACAACACUGACGAUCAUCCAGGAAUGAUUCAGGUGUGUCUGGGAAGUGCUGGUGCUCUUGACAAUGAAGGCAAGGAGCUGCCACGGCUUGUGUAUGUUUCGCGCGAGAAAUGUUCUGGCUAUCAACACCAUAACAAAGCUGGAGCCAUGAAUUCUCUGCUUCGAGUUUCUGCUGUGCUUAGCAAUGCACCUUUUGUGUUGAAUCUGGAUUGCGAUCAAUACAUCAAUAAUAGCAAGGCUCUUAGGGAGGCUAUGUGCUUCCUAAUGGACCCUCUACUUGGAAAGAAGACUGCUUAUGUUCAAUUUCCGCGAAGGUUUGAUGGAAUCGACGGCAACGACCGAUACGCUAAUCACAACACUGUAUUCUUUGAUAUCAAUAUGAAAUGCCUUGAUGGAAUUCAAGGUCCCGUGUAUGUUGGUACUGGAUGUGUGUUCAACAGGCAGGCAUUAUAUGGCUACAAGCCACCAUCUGAGAAAAGGCGAAAGACAAGCUUUUCAUGCUGCUGCUGUUGUUCUGGUGAAGAGAUUGAUGAUGGGCUUGAAGACUAUGAUGAGCAAGAGGAAUCAACCUUUAUGUCCGUCAAAGUUUUUGAGAAAAAGUUCGGAGAGUCACCGGUUUUCAUUGCUUCUGCAUUGAUGGAAGAUGGUGGACUUCCAAAAGGAGCUAAUACUCGAAUACUGAUGAAGGAAGCAAUUCAUGUUAUAAGUGUUGGAUAUGAAGAGAAAACCGAAUGGGGCAAAGAGAUAGGGUGGCUUUAUGGUUCAGUCACAGAAGACAUUUUGACAGGGUUUAACAUGCAUUGUAGAGGAUGGAAAUCAGUGUACUGCAUGCCUAUAAGAGCAGCUUUUAAAGGAUCUGCUCCUAUAAACCUAUCAGACAGAUUACACCAAGUUCUGAAAUGGGCUUUGGGUUCUACUCAGAUUUUCUUUAGUGGCUAUUGUCCAUUGUGGUAUGGCUAUAGUGGAAAACUGAAAUGGCUUCAAAGGCUCGCUUACACGAAUGCUAUCGUUUAUCCUUUCUCUUCCAUCCCUCUUCUGGUGUACUGCACAAUUCCAGCUAUCUGUCUUCUAACUGGAAAGUUCAUCCUCCCCACUAUGACAAACCUUGCAAGCAUUUGGUUGAUGGCUCUAUUUAUCUCCAUCAUUUUAACUUGUGUGUUAGAGCUUCGUUGGAGUAAGGUUAACAUUCAAGACUGGUGGCGCAACGAACAAUUCUGGGUCAUUGGAGGUGUUUCUGCACAUCUAUUUGCAGUGUUUCAAGGCCUCCUUAAAGUUGCAGGACUUGGCACUAAUUUCACCGUGAGAACGAAAUCAGCAGACGACACUGCAUUUGGUCAGCUCCAUCUCUUCAAGUGGACUAGUCUUCUCAUCCCUCCAACAAGUAUUGUAAUCUUGAAUGUGGUGGGAAUUGUGGCUGGAAUCUCUGAAGCCAUUAACAGUGGCUAUAAUUCAUGGGGACUUUUAUUUGGGAAGGUUUUUUUCUCUUUUUGGGUCAUUGUUCACUUGUAUCCUUUCCUCAAAGGUCUACAAGGAAGGCAAAACAGAACACCUAUCAUAGUAGUUCUCUGGGCAACACUUCUAGCAUUGAUUUUUUCGAUGAUUUGGGUGAGAAUUGAUGUUUUCUUGCCCAACAAAAUAGGUCCUGUACUCACACAAUGCGGGGUAGAAUGCUAAGGUUGUAGAGAAGUGAAGUCGGCGUUCUUCCAAUUUUAUCUGAUCUUUGUUGUUUCACUGGAGUAUUAACCUUUAUUAUGAGAAAGUGAACAGUCAAGAUUUAUGAUGCAAGAUUCAUAAGUUAAUUGAAAAAUAUUGUUUUGUGACAUAUGAUAUGAUUUCUUGUUAUCACUGAAGCAUGAUAUGAUUUAUGGUGGAAGAUUCACCAGUUAAUUAAAAAUUUAAAACAAAAGAUUGCUUUGUAACAUAUAUGUAUGUGAUUUAUUGUUAAUAUUGCAGCAUAAAAUAAUCACAUCUCCGAAUUCAUC
Trifolium pratense (red clover) is the source of this 2998-nucleotide messenger RNA. RefSeq names its product cellulose synthase A catalytic subunit 4 [UDP-forming]-like. Gene Ontology annotation, biological process: plant-type primary cell wall biogenesis; cellulose biosynthetic process. The transcript is spliced from 10 exons. Gene Ontology annotation, cellular component: trans-Golgi network; plasma membrane. The record is from RefSeq and is a predicted model, not a curated record. Lineage: Eukaryota; Viridiplantae; Streptophyta; Magnoliopsida; Fabales; Fabaceae. Bases 39 to 2690 code for a protein of 883 amino acids. Gene Ontology annotation, molecular function: cellulose synthase (UDP-forming) activity.